Messenger RNA from Drosophila hydei, 1921 nucleotides. RefSeq names its product RILP-like protein homolog (gene Rilpl). Lineage: Eukaryota; Metazoa; Arthropoda; Insecta; Diptera; Drosophilidae. The transcript is spliced from 4 exons. The record is from RefSeq and is a predicted model, not a curated record. The coding region runs from base 560 to 1861 and encodes 433 amino acids.
UUUUGUUGCAAUUCAUUUGAAGAAAAUGCCCGCAUUUGUAAUAUUCAAUUUAGAUCAAAUCAAAUUGAUAAAUUGAAAUAAUUGGCCAAGUCAAUAGACCGCAACGCUCAUCUCUAUGCCAGAGCAGAAGCAACGCUGCGCGCAUGUGUAGAGCGAGAGCGGGCAACGCUCGUUUUGCAUAGCUCUCCGCGGACAGCUGCGAGCGCUCCGUUCGGAAGGGAGUGGGGCAGAAUUUGCAAGUUUUUAUUUAUUACUCAUCCAGCGAGUAUGCAGUCAUCGAAAGACUUGUAAAAACCAGGUCCAGUUGCAGGUCCAAGUUCGAGCUCGUUGCAUAUGCGCAUAUUUUGUUGUAACAUAUGUGCAAUUUGUUGUGGGCGACCGAGCCAAGCGAUAAAGUGAAUGCGAAUUCGAUACACCAAGCCAACUGUGCGAGUGUGUGAGUGUGCGUGUGCGUGAGUGUUUAUUUAGAGACCAAGUGAAGCCCCAGCUCCAUUGAUAGAUAGAUAGCAAAACGCAAGCUGCUGUGCGUAGCUGAAUUCCCACAGUUGAACGACGCCCGAUGCCCGGCUUCCAUCUCAAUGAAAUGGGCGAAAUGGUCUUGGACGCCAUCGAUGACAUUGGCGUGGUCGAUGUCUACGAUCUGGCAUCGGAUAUUGGCAAGGAGUAUGAACGCAUCAUGGAUCGGUAUGGCACCGAUGCGGUAAGUGGCCUGAUGCCCAAGAUAAUUAACACCCUGGAGCUGCUGGAGGCGUUGGCGACGAAAAACGAGCGCGAGAACUCCACCAUACAGGAGCUGCGCGAGAAGAUAGCGCAGCUGGAGAGCGAGAAGCUGGAGAAGGCCGAGUUUCGGCGGCGCUUCGAAAAGGAAUUGGAGCUGAUUGAGGAGCAGUGGCGCAGCGAGACGAACGAGCUGGUUGACUUGGUCUCCUCGCUGCAGGACGAGAACAAGCGGCUCGUGAAGCAGACGCAGGAUCUGCAAUCGUCGUCAGCCCAAAGCUCCGGGCUGGGCGCCAGCCUCACCGAGAGCAUCAUCAGCAUGACCAACAAUGAGCUGCACAGCGCGCUCUCCGACACGCAGGUGCUGCAGCGGCUCAAGGAGCAGAUAUACAAGCAGCGCGACGAGCUGAAGCAGCGGGAACGCGAACUCCAGGACAAGUACAGCGAGCUGGAGCAUGUCAACAUUCAGGCGGAGCGUCUGAAGGCAUCGGAGCGGGAUACGCGACGCCGGCACAAGCUGAUGCAGGCGCAGGUGAAGACGCUGUGCGAGGAGCGUGCCGAUUUUCUCGCCCAACUGCAGGAUCAGUGCCGCGAGAUCAAUCAGCUGCGCAAGCGUUUGGGCCUGGCCGAGAAGGAGAACGAGGAUCUGGUGCAGUCGUACGAUGACGAUCAAAACGAUCCAAACCGGCCGCGCUAUACGACGCGAGAGCUAAAGGAUCUAAUCAGCGAGCGCGACGAGCUACUCACGACCAUUGACAACCUCAACGAGCAGCUGGCCGAGCUGAAGCCUGCGAGCAGCGGCAAGCGAACACGUCAAAUAUCCAGCUCCGAUGACAGCGACGACGAUGACGACAACGAGGCCGAUGACGGCGUCGAGGCCGAUGUCGAGGACGACAAUGUGGCCGGCGAGACGCCACCUGGACACGACGCGCCCGUACAGGGACCGCUGCCCUAUGAGCCAGACGACGCGCCCUGGAAGAAGAGCUCCGAGUCGGGCAUACGCAAGUUCUUCCGUAAACUGUUCUCGGAUCCAUCGGAUGGCAGCAACACUUUCCCGAAACGUUCCUUGGCCACGCUCUCGAAAAUGGCGCUCUCCGCCACGCCCGGCAGUGGCAGCGGCAGCGGAGGCGGCGAGCCGAAGUAAAUGCCUUUUAGCCUAAGAGCCAACUGCAUUCCAAAAAAAAAAAAAACAAACCUACAACAA